This is a messenger RNA of Symbiodinium necroappetens, 423 nucleotides long. Lineage: Eukaryota; Dinophyceae; Suessiales; Symbiodiniaceae. The record is from the annotation of a GenBank genome assembly.
AUGUGUGUGGUCACAAGCUUUCUGAGGCUACCGAAGAUCAUCGACUCGCCGGAUCUUCAUCUUGCGCGCUGGGAGUUCACAGUACGAGCUCCUGCGACGGAAGUUUUUCUGUCCAACCAGUUCGACCUCUUCCCCAGUCCCAUCGGCAAACUCUUGAAUGCGCGACUUGCUCAGUGCUUCCACAGCCUCAUGGUUGUAUCGAAGCGGGGGAGGAAACUGUGCUCACCUCAGGCAGCAACUGAGGCCAUGUCUGCCGAGGAAAAGGAUGAAAAGGAUGGAGAUUCGUCGGUGUCCCCGACAGACCUCAUGCGGGACGCGAUUCAAAAAGGCAGAGAAGAGAUCGAGAAGCACGGGGAAGUUGUGCGGGAGGCCAUUCAAAAAGGGAGGGAGGAGAUCGAGAAGCACGGCGAAGAGGCUUGGUAG